GAAGCAUCUUAUAGUAUUUUUAGCUUCAUUCCUUCUUUUGCUCUGAUCAAAGUCUUCUCCUUCCCUUCUCUCUCUCUUUCCUCCUCUGCACAUUUCUGGGUUCUUCUCUUCUUAUGCUCUGUUUCUUUUAAGACACAGAAGAAACAGUACAGAGUUGAGAUUUUCUUAAACAAAAGUGAAAAGAGAAGAAACAAGUGACAGCUCAAACGGACAAAAACCACUCUUGGGUCUUUCUUGCUUCUGAUUCUUUCUCUUCUCUAAUAGAAGAAAACAUCUAGAAGCUAAAAAAAUGUCGGAAGGAGUAGAAGCGAUAGUAGCAAAUGACAACGGAACAGAUCAGGUAAACGGAAACCGUACCGGGAAAGAUAACGAAGAACACGACGGCUCCACCGGUUCUAACCUAAGCAAUUUCCUAUGGCACGGUGGCUCUGUCUGGGACGCUUGGUUCAGCUGCGCAUCUAACCAAGUGGCUCAAGUGUUAUUGACAUUACCGUACUCGUUUAGUCAACUAGGAAUGUUAUCAGGAAUAGUACUUCAGAUCUUCUAUGGUUUACUAGGAAGCUGGACUGCUUAUCUCAUCUCUGUUCUCUACGUCGAAUACAGAGCUCGUAAAGAAAAAGAAGGCAAAAGCUUCAAAAACCACGUCAUUCAGUGGUUUGAAGUACUUGAUGGAUUACUUGGUUCAUACUGGAAAGCACUAGGACUCGCAUUUAAUUGCACUUUCCUCUUGUUUGGAUCUGUUAUCCAACUCAUUGCUUGUGCCAGUAACAUUUAUUACAUAAACGAUCAUCUGGACAAGAGAACAUGGACUUACAUAUUUGGCGCGUGUUGUGCAACCACUGUCUUUAUACCGUCGUUUCACAAUUACCGAAUUUGGUCAUUCCUUGGCCUUGGAAUGACCACUUACACCGCUUGGUACUUAGCCAUUGCCUCCAUCAUCCACGGCCAGGCGGAAGGUGUGAAACAUUCAGGUCCAACAAAGCUAGUGCUUUAUUUUACGGGAGCCACAAAUAUUUUGUACACCUUUGGAGGUCACGCGGUUACUGUUGAGAUUAUGCAUGCUAUGUGGAAACCACAGAAGUUUAAGUACAUUUACUUGAUGGCGACGUUAUACGUGUUCACGCUAACGAUUCCGUCAGCUGCCGCCGUUUACUGGGCUUUCGGAGACGCACUUCUCGACCACUCCAACGCUUUCUCUCUUAUGCCCAAGAACGCGUGGCGUGACGCCGCUGUUAUCCUCAUGCUCAUUCAUCAGUUUAUAACGUUCGGGUUCGCUUGUACACCUUUGUACUUUGUGUGGGAGAAAGUGAUUGGGAUGCAUGACACAAAGAGCAUUUGCUUAAGGGCUUUGGCUAGAUUGCCUGUGGUCAUACCUAUUUGGUUCUUAGCUAUUAUCUUCCCCUUUUUCGGUCCAAUCAAUUCCGCUGUCGGUGCUCUUCUUGUUAGCUUCACCGUCUAUAUCAUCCCAUCUCUCGCUCACAUGCUCACUUACCGAUCUGCCUCCGCUCGUCAGAAAUGAAAUGAAGAGUCGGUGGAGGAAUAUUAUAGUUGGGGGGUAGGGUUGUGAAAUUGGAGGGCAAAAACGUCUUUUGUGGAAGAUAGAUGGGGUUCAGUGUUCCGUAUCUUACGGAAGAUAGGAUCAUCACCCACAUUCCUUACUGGCGUCCCCUCCAAAUAAUAUAUUAUUGAGUUGGUUUCAGCCAUUUCUUUAUUUGGUUACAUUUAGAAGAAAAAAUACAAUAUCCGGUUAGGUUAGUAUUAGUAAUUGACCAUGACUUCUUUUUCUUUCUCUCUUUCAAAACAGUGUAUAUUAAAUUUACGUAAGAUAAAAGUAGAGGAAAAUAGGGGAGAGGAAUAGGUAAGAGUCAUAAUCAGAAAUGAAAAGGAGCUGUACAAUAGGGACUCUAUGCCUAACAUUAAUCUAAAGUGAGAGUCUGAGUAUGACAAAUCACAAUCAUAUCUCUCUCUCUCUCUCUCUAUCUCAUGGGUCAACAAAGCUUUGGAUUUUGUCCAUUACUAUACGACCAAAACUCUAAAACACUUACACACUCUCUAUUUCUUUAAUGGUUCUCUGAUUAUUUUUGUGUUUUGGAUCUUUCUUGUAGAAUGCGGCGGAGAAGCCACCGUUCUUUAUGCCGAGCUGGACGGCGAUGUACGUGUUGAAUGCUUUCGUGGUGGUUUGGGUUCUUAUAGUCGGAUUUGGGUUCGGUGGAUGGGCUAGUGUAACCAACUUUGUUCGUCAAGUCGACACUUUUGGUCUCUUUGCCAAGUGUUACCAAUGUAAACCAGCUGCAGCCGCCGCACAUGCCCCGGUCUCCGCUUUACACCACCGUCUUUGAGAGAUCGAGUCAGGGUUCUUCUAAUGCGUUUGUGGAGGGUUCUUAAAAUUAUUUGUUCUUCUUUUGUGUUUUGUGUUCGUAUACGUGAAGGGAGUAAAAGUCACGAAAAUAGUGUACUUUUUACACACCCCUUUAAAUGCGUGCUAAGCUCUUAAUUAUUUUUUUCUCUUUUGGGGUUUUGUAUUUUUGUUUUCACUCCUUAGUUUUUUUUUUAAAAUUGAAUAGUCGAUAAUAUGUAGUGUGUGAUUUCUUAAUUUGGUAUUGUUAAAACAAUAGGCUAAGAAAAUGUAUCGUCUUCUCUCCUUUUACUUGUCUUUAGUAACAAAAAACAAUUCUUAUCUUAUACAUUUAUCCUAAUUAGACUUAUAUAAACUAUUUUACCAUGAAC
Molecule: messenger RNA, 2727 nt
Organism: Arabidopsis thaliana (thale cress)
Lineage: Eukaryota; Viridiplantae; Streptophyta; Magnoliopsida; Brassicales; Brassicaceae
Gene: AUX1
Product: Transmembrane amino acid transporter family protein
Exons: 9
Coding region: 290-1519 (409 amino acids)
Biological process (GO): auxin import into cell
Cellular component (GO): plasma membrane
Source: RefSeq, marked reviewed